GAGGAGCUGCUGGGCCGUUGUGACAGUUGCGAGCGCCGUCCCCGCCCCCUCCCGGCGGUGUUUGUGCGCGUGAGCCUCCGCACGCGCCGCCAGACGGCUGCUCGGCCGGUUUGUGCACGGGCCCGUUGGCGCUGCUGCCGCUGCUGCUACUCGCGCUGGUGGCGGCUGUUGUCGGCUGUGCCCGCGCGCGCACGCCUUCCCCCCCACCCCCGGUCCAACCAUGCGGCUCUGCGGGGCGCUUCUGAAGAGCCCCAUCCCCAAACAGAUCGAGUACUACUCCCGCUUUUCCCCGUCGCCGCUCUCGAUCAAGCAGUUCCUGGACUUCGGGCGUGAUAAUGCAUGUGAGAAAACAUCAUAUAUGUUCCUGCGAAAAGAACUUCCUGUGCGGCUUGCUAACACCAUGAGAGAAGUCAAUUUGUUGCCUGAUAACUUGCUGAAUAGACCUUCUGUUAAACUAGUCCAGAGCUGGUAUAUGCAGAGCUUUCUUGAACUUUUAGAAUAUGAAAAUAAAAGUCCUGAAGAUCCACAUGUUCUAGAUAACUUUUUAGAUAUCUUAAUUAAAGUCAGGAACAGACACAAUGACGUUGUUCCUACCAUGGCUCAAGGAGUGAUUGAAUACAAGGAAAAAUAUGGCUUUGACCCUUUUGUUAGCAGCAACAUUCAAUAUUUUCUAGAUAGAUUCUACACCAAUCGCAUCUCAUUCCGCAUGCUUAUUAACCAGCACACAUUGCUUUUUGGUGGUGUCACUAAUCCUGCUCAUCCAAAACAUAUUGGGAGUAUUGAUCCUACUUGUAACGUGGCUGAUGUGGUAGAAGAUGCCUUUGCAACUGCUAAAAUGUUGUGUGAACAGUAUUAUCAGGUAGCACCUGAAUUGGAAAUUGAAGAAUUCAAUGCUAAAGCGCCAGGAAAGCCUAUUCAAGUAGUCUAUGUACCUUCACAUCUGUUUCAUAUGCUUUUCGAAUUGUUCAAGAACUCAAUGCGAGCUACAGUGGAAUUACAUGAAGGUAAAUGUGAAAGCUAUCCAUCAAUUAAAACAUUAGUCACCUUGGGUAAAGAAGAUCUAUCAAUAAAGAUAAGUGAUAAAGGUGGUGGUGUGCCUCUGAGAAAAAUAGAUCGCCUAUUUAACUACAUGUAUUCAACUGCUCCAAGGCCUAGUUUGGAGCCAUCGAGAGCUGUACCUUUGGCUGGAUAUGGGUAUGGUCUGCCGAUCUCUCGUCUUUAUGCUAGAUACUUUCAAGGAGAUCUCAAACUGUACUCAAUGGAAGGUGUCGGUACUGAUGCUGUAAUUUAUUUGAAGGCUCUUUCCAGUGAGUCAUUUGAAAGACUGCCAGUUUUUAAUAAGUCAGCCUGGCGACAUUACAAGACCACUCCAGAAGCUGAUGACUGGAGCAACCCUAGCAGCGAACCCAGGGAUGCUUCCAAAUAUAAAGCGAAUCGAUAACUUGCCAACUUUUUCUAUCAUGACUGGGGACAACUGCAUUCACAAAUGAGUCUCUGCUUUGAUCCAAAUUCCAAAAUCUUCUCAUCUACAGUAGCCAAUUAUUUCCCUAGGAAGACCUUUUAUAGGACUGAAAUAGCAAGUAGAGAGGGGACUUUAAAUACUGGCUUGAUGCAUUUUUUGGUGUGCAUUAUUGUAACUAUUUGCCAAAACUUGCUUGGUUAGUUGAUCACAAAUGACAGAAGGUGUUGCACUGUCACUGCAGUUAGAAUAUACAACUGUAUAGUUAAAGGGUACUAUUUUUUAAAGAUCAGUUUCUAGUCCUAGGUAAGAAUCAGAAAAAUUGUUUUGAUUCCUUAUGUGACCGUAGUAUCUUACAUAGCAAUAUAAUGUAACAGGUAAAUUCAAGUGUAGUUGAAUGUGUGCUUAGAAAACUCACAGUUUCAUUUUUAUAUGGCACAGUUGAAUCUGUUACAUUAAAAAACACCACUAUGGGGGCUUUUCUGAUCUUGCCGCCAACAUUAGUAUGCUUAGUUCUUAAAAAAAAUGUUGAGCUUUAUAAUGUAAGCUAUUGAUUGUUUCCACUCCAAAAGCUCAUUUCUUCAAUGUUGACCCAACUUCCUUGGAAAACAUAGAAACGUUCACUUCGUAAUAGCUAACCUGGUAGAUUUUAUAAAAUUAAUCACCGUAAUUAUGGAUUUUGCAAAACAUUUUUCUGACCAAGCUAAAUAUAAUACAGAAUCAUAACAAGCCAAUCAGUUUUGUAAACAUGAGACAAUUCCAGCUGACAGAGGAGAGUUAAUUCUGAGUGUGAGAUUGAUCACAUGAAACUGUCUUUGUUUUAGGGAAACCCAACAACAAUCCAGCCAGCCAGUAAUUUAAGUGGAUUCACUUUAAAAAGUUGGACAUUUCAAAUCCAUUUAAUAUUAAAUUGAAAUAAUUAGCAGAAAGAUCUCAAAAAAUACAAAAUAUUAUUGGGCUGUUCAGUGAGGCAUGAGUUAAAAUGGUGAUCUAAAAAUUGUUAAUUCCAUGAAGGAUUUUUUAAAAAAUAAAUGGAGGAAAAAACAGCCCCAAGGUAAAAGCUGAAGACAUGUUUCAGUGAAUCUUGGUCAAGCACUGACCCUGAUGUUAUGGCUCUAAAGAGCAAAGCAAUCAAGCAAAAAGUCUGGUAACACCUUUUUACAGGAACAAAGCUAGAGUGGUGAAUGAGGGCGCCAGAACACCAAAGCACAUUCCUUGGUGUCUGUAAAUUGUACUUUAUGUAUAUUGUUUUGACAGUAAGAGACUAUGAACAAAAUUUCUAUUUGAAUACAGUUUGGUCAGUUAGACAGACAAGGGAAAGUUAUGAUUUACUUUUUUUAAAAUAGAUGGGUUAAGUGUCCAUAUCAAUCUUUGUUCAAACAUAGUAAAAUGUUUAAUUAGCAAUUAAAUCUUGAGUUCCCGAAAUUUGAAAAAUCUAAAACAUCUAAAAAUCUAAAACAUCUAAAAUCUAAAACAUCUAAAAGCACUGUUUUGAAGCCAAUUUGGUUUGCACUCCUUUCAGACUGUAUGCAUGAACUUUAACUGUAUUUAUGAAUGUUUACAGUGUUGGCAGGCACCUAUAUGUCUUUCUGAGCAACAUAUUAAAUCUUUGCUUCCAGAAAAAGAUGAAUCUGCAUAUAUGAGAUCUAUGUAUACUUCCAGUGACUCAUAAUUUAAUUAAAACUGACAUCAGUUUUAGGAUGAUCAAACACAGAACUGCAAUAUGUAAUAACUAUAUACAACUAUCACCAACUUCUAGAACUUCUAAUUUUUUUAUUUGUGUAAAGGCUGUCAUUCUUAUUGGGAAGGGAUGUUAUGGCAGCUGAAUAUAACCAAGAGAUUGUUUUUUCAUCAAUAAUAUGUUGAUCAUUUCUUUGCUUUUUACUUAUAAGGGAUAGGAACGGAGAAAUCCAUGGUAAAAGCAAUAGAAGGUACUUUCAGAAAAUGUUUAAUUCGCUGGAUUCAAUUGGAUUAAUUUUUGAAUGCCUAUCUUAGAUGAUGUGGCUGUGCCAGAUUGAUCCUGAGUUGUUCAGUGUGCUAAAUACUGGUCACCGUAGAAAGUGAUAUCUAGGUAAGAGCAGAUUACGUUCUCUUGAUUCAGUGACUCAGUAUGAUUUGGGUUAGGUUUACACUGCUGCAGUUUGAUAUCUAUAGGAUGUAGUUUCAUCACUGUUGACUUUCUCUCUAUAAAAUCCUAUGUGCAAUUUUAGUGUAAAUACAGGGUUUUUUUUAUCUUUGGAUAAAUUGAGAUAAUAUUUACUGCUGAAGACCAAGCUAGACAUGACAUAGUGUUCUUUGUCUUUUUUUAAGAAAUGCAUAUGAAAAGCAAUAUUGGAAAACUAUGGGAUCAAAAGAGCAGCAGAAGCAGAAAUUGCUUAAAGCUUUUAAAUCUGUGCUGUUUAUCCAUUGAAAAGCAUCCUCUAUUGCUUUUCUCCCUACCUUUUUCCCGUUGCUAUAGGAAGUUAUUUUUAGCAGACAAACAACAGGAGGGAAUCGGGUUUCUACCCCUUCUGUUCUUUUGCCCCUGAUAACAACUUUCCAAGGCUACUUUUCAUUUUUUAAAAGUAAGUAUCUGAGUCAGAAAAGAGACAUGGAAUUCCUGGUCACAUCUAGUUGGCCUGUCUGAUUCCAUCCAGAGCAUUCUUUAAGUAAUAGUAUCUGAUCUCUCUGUUGCACACCUUUCUCAAAAGCAUGGAAGAGUCUGGUAUUGCAAAAAGUAUCUGCAAAGCACUAAAUGUUAAUAAUAAUGUUUGGCAUGUAUACAGCAUACUUUGAGUGUUCACAAUGCUUCACAUACAUUAUUUCACUAAACAUUAUGACAAUGUG
Elgaria multicarinata webbii is the source of this 4285-nucleotide messenger RNA. It is a transcript of the gene PDK3, whose product is annotated as pyruvate dehydrogenase kinase 3. Bases 221 to 1441 code for a protein of 406 amino acids. Gene Ontology annotation, cellular component: mitochondrion. The transcript is spliced from 11 exons. NCBI's taxonomy places the organism in Eukaryota, Metazoa, Chordata, Lepidosauria, Squamata, Anguidae. Gene Ontology annotation, biological process: regulation of glucose metabolic process; protein phosphorylation. The record is from RefSeq and is a predicted model, not a curated record. Gene Ontology annotation, molecular function: pyruvate dehydrogenase (acetyl-transferring) kinase activity.